Molecule: messenger RNA, 3931 nt
Organism: Syngnathoides biaculeatus (alligator pipefish)
Lineage: Eukaryota; Metazoa; Chordata; Actinopteri; Syngnathiformes; Syngnathidae
Gene: slc4a11
Product: solute carrier family 4 member 11
Exons: 21
Coding region: 107-2704 (865 amino acids)
Biological process (GO): monoatomic ion homeostasis; transmembrane transport; monoatomic anion transport
Cellular component (GO): basolateral plasma membrane; plasma membrane
Molecular function (GO): solute:inorganic anion antiporter activity
Source: RefSeq, a predicted model, not a curated record
CGCGGCCUCCGCCGGCGCGUGUCACGCGCACCUGAAGUUUUGCGCGCGACUUUUGGGGCGACGCUCACUUCCUGCCGUGACGUCAGCAUGAGGCCCGCGAACGACGAUGAUGGCGUCGCGACGGCAGAAAGCGACAGGAGACUCACUUCAGAGCCUGCAAAUCAUCUCCAGGAGCUUCUUGGUUGUCGGCCCACACGGAGAGCGGACAAGGUGCCUCCCUGUGCCAUGUCCAAGAACGGAUACUUCUUUCAGGAAAUGGCGGGAGGUGGACCUGGACGACGAUCAAGAGGAACUGCAGGAGGUCCAGGACUCGCCCAUCGCCUGCGCCGACAACGUCCAACUUUACGGCAGCCAGGUCACCCCUGGCUCAGAGAGCAACGACUCUGGCUGCGUUCUGCUCAACACGUCCAGGAGGUACGUGAAGCUGAUGAACUUCGAGGAGGAGAUCCGACCCCACCGGGACCUCGACGGCUUCCUGGCUUGCGCGAGCAUCCUUUUGGACGAGACCGCGGCGACGCUGGACGAAGUCCUGAAGAGGAUGCUGAGACACGUCGGACAGGAAUACAGCUCCCCAGAGCCAGGGUGGAACUUUGAGGACAUCAUGAGUUUGCUCUUCACUGAUGCCGGCGCGCAGGAAGUCAACGUCCACCUUCUGUCCGAGACCAUCCAGGGGGUGACGGCGACCGACACGGGAGUUCACUACCAGCAGUCGUGGCUCUGCAUACUGUGCAACCUGAAGGACCUGCAGCGUCGCCACGUGUGUAUUUCCCGCUUGGAGAGGCCUCAGAACUGGGGCGAGAACUGCUGUGAAGUUCGCUACGUCAUCCUGGUCCUGGCGCCGCGCAAAAUGAAGAGCACCAAGACGGCGAUGGAGCUGGGGAGGACGUUUGCGACGCUCUUCUCGGACAUUUCCUUCCGCCAGAAGCUUCUGGAAACCAAAACGCAGGAGGAGUUCAAAGAGGCUCUGAUGUUCCAGCGCCACCAGCUGUCGGCUGCCAACCAGCAGUCCACCAUGCUGGACAAGGAGGAGACGGACCCCUACAACCACAAGCCCCUCAAGUGUACAGACUUCCUCCUAGCGGGCCAGGGGAUUUACGAGGACCUGUGUCGCCGCCUUCCUCUCUACGCCUCCGACUUCACAGAUGGUAUCGUGGGCAACAACAAGACCCUGUUGAAGUACAUGACCACGGCCAUCUUUCUCUACAUCGUCAUCCUGCUGCCCGCCAUCGCGCUCGGCUCGCUCAACGACGAGAGCACGCGCGGCGAGAUCGACGUGAAGAAGACCAUCGUCGGGCAGUCCAUCGGCGGCGUCAUCUACUCGCUUUUUGCCGGGUCCCCUCUCGUCAUCCCGCUGACCACGGCCCCCCUCGCUAUCUUCAUAAGUGUGAUCCGCGGCAUCUGCGACGACUACCAGCUGGACUUUGCAGCCUUCUACGCCUGCAUCGGGCUGUGGAACUGCCUCUUCCUCAUCCUGGGAGGAGUUUUCAACCUCAGCCUGGUCAUGAAGCUCUUCAAAAGGUCCACAGAGGAAGUGAUCGCUCUCUUCAUCUCCACGGCGUUUGCGGUGGACGCCUUCAAAGGAACUGUGAAAAUCUUCCAGAGGUACUACCACGCGCCCACUCUGGGUAACGGCAGCAGAGCCGAGCCGGCGUCGGCGAGCGUCGGCGUGCCGGGGGGCAACGGGAGCGAGUUCGGCGUGGCCUCGGCGCUCCACGCCAUACCGGACUCGUUGAUCGACUGCACCCGCGAGCGCCCCGUCUUGUGCCUGCUGCUCAUGAUGGGCACGCUGUGGAUGGGCUACACACUCUACCAGUUCAAGAGGAGCCCGUUCCUGCACGCCAAAGUGAGGGAGGUGUUGUCCGACUGCGCUCUGCCCAUCUCGGUGCUUCUCUUCUCCUUUAUCGGAUCAUACCUGUUUAGCGACAUCGAGCUUCCGGUGUUUAAAGUCCACAACAAGCCGACGUUCAGCGUGGCGCCGUUGGAGCGUCUGACGGCCUUGAACGUGAUCAGCGCCAUGGGCCUGGGCUUCCUGCUGGCUUCGCUCAUCUUCAUCGACCAGAACAUCGUGGUGUCGCUCACCAACGCGCCCGAGAACAGGCUGCUGAAGGGGACGGCGUACCACUGGGACCUGAUGCUGUCGGGCCUGAUCAACAUCCUGAUGUCGGUUCUGGGGCUGCCGUGGAUGCACGCCGCCUUCCCGCACUCGACGCUGCACGUGCGCCAGCUGGCCUUCGUGGAGCAGCGCGUGGAGGGAGGACACCUCUACGAGACUAUCGUGCAGGUGAAGGAGACCCGCGUGACGUCGCUGGCCGCCAACAUUUUCAUCGGCGCGUCUGUGUUCCUGCUGCCGCUGCCGCUGCAGUGGAUCCCCAAGCCGGUCCUGUACGGGCUCUUCCUCUACAUCGCGCUCACCUCCAUCGACGGCAACCAGAUGUGCGACCGCAUGGCCCUGCUGCUCAAGGAGCAGACGGCGUACCCGCCCACCCACUACAUCCGCAAAGUCCCGCAGAGGAAGAUCCACUACUUCACCUUCCUGCAGAUCACGCAGCUGCUGGUCCUGUGCACGUUCGGCAUGUACCCCAUCCCCUACAUGAAGAUGAUCUUCCCCUUGGUCAUGAUCAUGCUCAUCCCCAUCAGGAACAGGGUCCUCCCUCACAUCAUUGAGGCCAAAUACUUGGACAUCAUGGACGCCCAGCACAUGUAGCCGCGGAGGACCAAAGGUGGCGCCAAAUGCGGAGGGAAGAACGUGGAUCUUUUGGAAGGACAAACUGUGCACAAGGGAAGGAGGAAUUUCAAAAGCCGGGAACCUUCCCACAGGCCGGAAAAGUUGCACGAGGAACGCGUCCAGGACUCCCCGAUUCGUCGCCAUUGUUGUGCUUGCGUGCGCUUCGAGGACUUGAACUACUCGCGGAUGGCGUGCAAGUGACGAUUGAUUCAUUUCGAAGACGGCGUAACGGCACAACCGCUUCUUUUGCACACCCGCGUUGUUUUCACGCCGUGCUGCUGCUGCUGCUGCUGCUGGUGGUGGUGGUGGUGUUUGGCCCACGUGACGUAUUCUUCCACUGUCUUGAUGAGUAGUUAAAUACUAGAUCCAAAAGGUAGCAUGGACGUCUCUCUUUUUUUUUUUUUUUUAAACUCGUUCCUUUAAACGUUCCACCGAAGAGGCGCCUUUUGGUGGCACUGUUGCGGGUCGCCUAACCUUUUAACGUCCUCGCUCGUUUGUCCCCCUAAAAACGUCAGUAAAAAUGGGACACCGCGGAUACGCCCCCCACCCCCCACCCGCUAUUUUGGGGAGAAAAGCUUUAUUUUUUUGAAUGACGCACCCCAACCCCCCGAAAAAAAGGUAAAUGGACUUGCCCACUUUCAAGCAGUCCCAUUCACAUAUGCAUUCGGCAGCCCGAAAAAGAAUCAAACUGGGAACUUAUCACAUCAAAUCAGGGUUAGCGUCCCGUUUUGACCCGAAUCUAACGCUUUAUGAGGAAUGAGAGCACAUGUACAUGAUAUCUAAUGUGGGUAAUAAUUAUUCAUAACGGCAGCACAAACCAAAACCCAAGAGUUUUCCAACAAUCCUCGUUAUAUUACUGCGUUAAAAUAAUGUGCACUUUGCAUUGUUCAUUAUUUUCUUAUUGUUGGGAAUGUUUUGUCUGCCAUUUUGGCUUUUGUGUCUUUAUUGUGCGCGAAAACAUUCCGACGUCCACAGUAGCUCUGGAAAGUGACGAAACCCCCUCCCUCGCCUGACCCCCCCCCAAAAAAAAAAAAAAUAAUAAUAAUAAUACUUUUUGUAACGUCAUGUAAUAAUCCUGAUACUUGGAUGAAAAAGAUUCGUAAGCAUGUUGCUUUUUCCUACGUCCCGACGCCGAUCCUCAGACGGUCGGUUCUCGAAUGCAACACGUGACGAUUCAGCAAUACUGUGUAAAUAAAGAAAAAGAAA